Messenger RNA from Carassius gibelio (silver crucian carp), 1781 nucleotides. RefSeq names its product HtrA serine peptidase 4 (gene htra4). The transcript has 9 exons. The record is from RefSeq and is a predicted model, not a curated record. Lineage: Eukaryota; Metazoa; Chordata; Actinopteri; Cypriniformes; Cyprinidae. Gene Ontology annotation, molecular function: serine-type endopeptidase activity; protein binding. Gene Ontology annotation, biological process: positive regulation of apoptotic process; proteolysis; programmed cell death. Gene Ontology annotation, cellular component: extracellular region. The coding region runs from base 355 to 1731 and encodes 458 amino acids.
UUCAUUGUAAUGACCAGCUAUGAGUUGUUUGACUAAUAACAGGCACAGAGAGAGGUAAACUUUAAGCUCCUCCCUUAAUUCCUCUCCUGAAAGACCCCAAACUAUAACCAAACUCAGAAGAGCCGCGUUCCAACGUGCUGUCCGUUCAUAAUGAGAUGUACGUACGACAUCUCACAACGAGCGACAUGACAUUUCAGCAAUAUGCAACUGGUGUUUUUAAACUUGAAUAUUUUCACUGUGGGGAUAAGCAAAUGGACAUCUGUUGAUUUUGUAAAAGCGAAGUUUACUUGAAACUGAAAUUCCAUCGGCCAGAAUAUACCCUGACCCUUACAUCGAUUGAGAUUAUAUUUCAUCAUGUGGAGACUGCUGGCCUGUGUUCUCAUGGUCUCUGUGUUGCAGGCGCGUGAUCUUCGGAAGAGACAAACUGCAUGCCCUAAUGUGUGCGACCUGUCCCGCUGCUCAUCUGCUCUGAAGUCUUGUUAUUUCGGCGUGGUGAAGGACAGAUGUGACUGCUGCACGGUGUGUGCGGCGGGAGAGGGGGAGUAUUGUGGGGAACGCGGACGUGUAGUUUGCGGUCAGGGAAUGACCUGUGAAUAUCGAGACAGCGCGCGCGGCACGUGUGUGUGUGAAUCCCACGAGCCAGUGUGCGGCAGCGAUGGGAGAACUUAUCCUACUGUCUGUCGACUGAAAGCGGAGAACAGACGGGCUGAGAUGAGCGGCAUACCUGCUGUCAUUUUCAUCCAAAGAGGCCCCUGCGAGACCGGCUCUCGAAAUCCAAGCAGCAUGCGCUUCAAGUUUAACUUCAUAGCAGAUGUGGUGGAUAAGAUUGCCCCUGCAGUGGUCCAUCUAGAACUGUUUAGUAGAGUACCAUUUUCCAACCAAGAGGUCCCUGUUUCCAGUGGUUCAGGGUUUAUAGUGUCAGAGGACGGAUGGAUCGUCACCAAUGCACAUGUACUGACCAAUAAACAACAUAUCAAAGUGGAGCUGAAAAAUGGCAUGCUCUACGAUGCCACAAUCAAAGAUGUGGAUCAGAAAUUAGACAUCGCUCUCAUUAAGAUCGACUCAGAGACUCCCCUGCCAGUGCUUUUACUUGGUCGUUCAUCAGAACUGAGGCCAGGAGAGUUUGUAGUGGCUGUGGGAAGCCCGUUUUCUCUUCAAAACACAGUAACCACCGGUAUCAUCAGCACUACCCACCGAGGAGGUCAUGAACUUGGCCUGCAGAACUCUGAUAUGGAGUAUAUUCAAACAGAUGCCAUUAUAAACUAUGGAAACUCAGGAGGACCUCUUGUAAACUUGGAUGGGGAUGUCAUUGGCAUAAACACGUUGAAGGUUACACCAGGAAUAUCAUUUGCCAUUCCCUCAGACUGCAUACGCCAGUUCUUUGCAGACUCUUAUGACAGACAAAGAAAAGGAAGAAUGCUGACUAAAAGGAGAUAUAUAGGAGUGCGAAUGCUCCAACUUUCAGCUGCUUUGAUUGGGGAGCUCAGAGAGAAGGAGAGCAACUUUCCAGAUGUGAGCUCAGGGGUGUAUGUGUACGAGGUUAUUCCAGGGACAGCUGCCUUCAGUGCUGGCUUGGUUAACCAAGAUGUGAUAAUCAGCAUUAACGGACAACCAGUGCAUUCUACAGAGGACGUGAGUCAGGCUGUGCAGUCAAACCAAGUUCUUUCUUUGGUGGUGCGACGUGCCAAUGAAGAAAUCACACUAACAGUGGUUCCUGAAGAAGUGGACUGAUAAAGCUUUCUGGUGCUACAUCUACAUACCUCCAAACAGUAUAUUAUCCA